Lolium perenne is the source of this 2891-nucleotide messenger RNA. Its product is annotated as phototropic-responsive NPH3 family protein NPY4. The record is from RefSeq and is a predicted model, not a curated record. Lineage: Eukaryota; Viridiplantae; Streptophyta; Magnoliopsida; Poales; Poaceae. Gene Ontology annotation, molecular function: protein binding.
ACCAGCACUAGUGGUAGUUCGGUAGGAAUGUUUCUUGAUGUUCGUUGGUUUGGUCGUUUCCUCUGUCCUAAAAAGCUGCCUUUUCUUCUGCGCUUUUCUGUUCGUUUCUGCCAAAUACGUUUUCAUCACUUCACUAGAAGAGUCCCCCUCCCUCCAUUCCCUCUGACGGGAAGUAGAAUAGGAAGCAUAUCCUCGCUCGCUGGGCCAUUGAGAUCGGACGGAGCCUUCCUCCUCCCCUCUCCCUCCGUCCAACGAAUCCUUCCCUCGGACUCCUCCACUGUAGUGGAGAUCCGUCCGCACUGAUUGAUUUCUUUUGCCGGCGACGGAUCCCCCUGGAUUGAUUUCUUUUAUGUGCUGCCGCUUCCCUCCCUCUGCGCCUGUGUGCGAUCCAGCUCGAAGGAGGAGUUCCUGUUGGCAUUGUGCUUUCCCGGACCCAGAUCUUGAUGCAACUGCUGACUAGUUUACUGAUCUAGAGGAGUUUCCUGGCCUGAUUUGAUUUGGUGACCACGCCGCGAGGGGGACAGUUGGGCGUGGAUCCUCAUCACUAGUUGUUGGUCUUGUCCUUUCACAUGCCUGUGCCCACCACCGGUUUUGCUACUUUGCUGAUGGGUUCAGUGUCGUGGGUUUGUUGAGCUGUUUCUUCUUCUUGGCCCCCAUUUGGUGGUGACUGCUGAGGAGGAAGCUGAAAGGGAAGAGCUAGAGAGGACACAAAACAGAGUAGCAGGUUACUUUUUGCUGUGGCACAAUGAAGCAUAUGAAGCUUGGGUCGAAGCCGGAUGUCUUUCAGACAGAGGGCAGCAAUAUCAGGUUUGUUGCAACAGAGCUGGCAACAGAUAUUGUUAUCUCCAUAGGAGAUGUCAAGUUUUAUCUUCACAAGUUCCCUCUUUUGUCAAAGAGUUCACGAUUGCAAAGAUUAGUAGCUUCAAGUAAUGAGGAAAGCAGCGAUGAAGUGGAUAUAUCUGACAUUCCUGGUGGACAUUCAGCAUUUGAAAUUUGUGCCAAGUUUUGUUAUGGCAUGAUUGUAACACUCAACGCAUAUAAUGUUCUUGCUGCUCGUUGCGCAGCUGAGUACCUAGAAAUGUUGGAGACCAUUGACAAAGGAAAUCUUAUCUACAAAAUUGAUGUGUUCUUGACAUCGAGCAUAUUUCGAACCUGGAAAGACUCAAUCAUAGUUCUACAAAGUACAAAGUCGUUGCAGCCAUGGUCUGAGAAUUUGAAGGUAAUCAACCAAUGCAUUGACUCUAUUGCAUCAAAGGCGUCAACUGAUCCGUCAGAGGUUGAAUGGUCAUACACGUACAACAGAAAAAAACUCCAAUCCGAGAAUGGUGUCGAUUCUCACUGGAACGGAGUCAGGAUGCAACAAAUGGUCCCUAAGGACUGGUGGGUUGAGGACCUUUGUGAACUCGAGAUGGAGUUGUACAAGCGCGUGAUCCUAACAAUCAAGGCAAAGGGAAGAAUUCAUGCUAUAGUUAUUGGAGAAGCACUGAGAGCCUAUGCAUUCCGGCGGCUGCUUGGUUCCCUGGAAGAUGCUGUGAGCAAUGGAACUGAUUGCACAAAACGUCGUGUGGUUCUCGAAAACAUUGUAUUUCUGCUGCCCGCUGAGAAAGGUUCAGUGUCAUGUGGUUUUCUUCUUAAACUACUAAGAGCUGCAUGCUUGCUGGAAUCUGGUGAAUCUUAUCGUGAUAACUUGGUCAAGAGAAUAGGCAUGCAACUGGAUGGUGCUUCAGUUGUGGACCUUCUUAUACCAGCAGCUAGUGGUGAAAACUGUUUGUAUAAUGUUGACCUGAUUGUGGCAAUAGUUGAGCAGUUCAUGUCACAUCAUAGUGAUAAUGGUAAAUUGAGUUUUGAAGAUGAUGAUGAAAUUGUGGAAGUUGAGAAUUUUGCUUCUGUUUCCAUCACAUCAAAGUUGGCAGUUGCAAAAUUGAUAGAUGAGUAUCUUGGUGAGAUUGCGAAAGAUCCCAAUUUGCCUGUUUUGAAGUUCAUUGAACUUGCUGAAAUGGUGUCUGCCACAUCCCGGCAAACACAUGAUGGACUAUAUCAUGCCAUCGACAUGUAUCUAAAGGAGCACCCAAGCCUACCAAAGAGUGAAAAGAAGAGAUUAUGUGGAUUGAUGGACUGCAAGAAGCUGUCCCAGGAGGCAUGCAUGCACGCUGUGCAGAAUGAGCGGCUUCCACUGCGUGUGGUUGUGCAAGUCCUCUUCUUUGAGCAAGUCCGAGCAUCGGCUGCUUCUGCAAGGAGUGACUCUGCUGCCGAUCUUUCAUUGGCUGUCCAUUCGCUUCUUCCUAGAGAGAACGGCAACUCGUAUGGCAGCUCUAGAUCAGCUGCCACCACAACAACUGAAGAGGAUGGUAGCGGAGUCCCAACAUCCAGUGACAUCAACUCUUUCAGGUCGAUGAGGCUUGCCACAAACGGUGCUGGCAGCGAGAGGAGCACCGCUAGCAGCGAGAUUAACAAGAACAGUGAGGACAAGAGCACCACCGGUAAGGCGAAAGCGAUGCUGAUGCCUAAGAAGAUGCUAAGCAUGCUCUGGUCUGGGAAGACAACAAAUGUUGGUGAGAACAGCGGCUCAGAAACAUCGGAGAGCCCUGGGUCUGCCAACAACACGGAGGAGGUGAAGUCGACGCCGUCACGGAACACGAGGCGCUCGAUGUCCUAGCCACUUGCCCUCGUAGUUUUUCUUUGAUUUUUUUUCCUUUACACGAGAGGUAGCAAUCUUAGGAUGUGGAAUACUACUGACUUGUCCAGUCGCCGAUGAUGUUUUUGUAGCAUUCUUGCUAGUAAUUGCUGUAGUCCCCUAGAGGUCUGGUCAUUGGUGUUCAGGAAACACGUUUCAUAAGAUAAAUCUGUAAUGUUUCUUCGGUGAUAGUAGUAUAAAGGAAGUCGUUUUUGGA